Molecule: messenger RNA, 207 nt
Organism: Plasmodium inui San Antonio 1
Lineage: Eukaryota; Apicomplexa; Aconoidasida; Haemosporida; Plasmodiidae
Exons: 1
Coding region: 1-207 (68 amino acids)
Source: RefSeq, a predicted model, not a curated record
AUGUCAGAUCAGAUAUCUAGUAUGAAGGAAUAUGAUAGGGGGUACAAGUAUCCCGUACAUAUAGACGGAACCCGGAGAAGCCUAAGGAGGAAUUAUCAGGAUAAGAUUGAGCAACAGAAGCACCGUCGAUCCGAAGAACAGCAAAAAUCGGACAAGGAAGAAAGGAUUCAAGAGAAAGAAGAUCAGCAUCUGACAAGCAAGACCUGA